AUGAAUAUCGCUUGUACAAUUUGUCUGGAUCGAUUUUUUCUCUCAUCAACUAUCUCAGCAUCACCUUGCGGCCAUUUGUUUCAUGAUAAAUGUUUGGAUCGCUGGAUAGUUGAUGAACGAAAAAAGACUUGUCCACAAUGUCGAACAGCGAUUACACCCAAACAAAUCCUAAAAAAAUUGUAUUUAAUGGAACCACUCUGCCAAACACAAAUGCCAUCUGGUGGUCAUGAUACUUCCGAGCUUCUCAGUCGACUAGAAACACAAGAAACUAAAGUACUCGAAUGUGAACAGCGUUGUCGAAAAACUCUCAGUGAUCUGCAAAAGAGCGAAGAACGACGGCUAGCAUUCGAGAAUGACACGACCAAUUUACGAAGACAGUUAAGUGAGCAAUCAAAUAAACAUCAACGGAUGAUCAGUGAACGUGAUACAAAAAUUCGUAUGUUAAUGGAACAAUACAAACAUGCGGAUUUAUCCAAUAAAAAAGAUGAACAAAUCAAAAUCUUACAAAUGAAGUUAAACGAAUAUCGAAAUAUCGAUCUGAUUUACAAAGGCCUCGCCAGUACAUUCAAAGCGGAAUUACAGAAGAUGAUUGGGUCCUGUCAAACAGUACAAGAUAAAGAUCGUCUAAUUGAAGAAUUAAUACGCUACAAUGUCAUCCUGAAAGAAGAACAUAGUAAAAUGUCCGAAGAUAAACAAGAUUUAAUUCGAAAUCUCGAUCGAAUUACCGCACAAUGUGAAAAAAUGCAAUUAGACAAGCGUCAAGCAAUCAAACGCCAAACAACAUCCGCAGAUAAUGCCAAACAAGAAUUAGCAUCUGUUCGUCAACAACUCGAAUCCUAUCAAUCUCGUAUCAAUCAAUUAGAAUCUCUUCUACUUCGUAAUACUUCUUCUGACACACAGAGUCCACGAUCAAGUGAUGUGACAGAAAAAAGUCAUGUUCGAGCACAGGAAUUGAAAAGUCGUGCAGUACUUGAUGAUGAAAGUUCGAAAGAUGAUGACACAGAUUCCAACAUGAUCGAUCUAACGAAUAUUCCUGAACAGACAACAUUUUCUACUCAACAAUUUGCGACAAGUUCAUCAGCCAUAGACAUCCUUCAUUCGAUCAUUCAAGAAACAACGUCAAGUCUCGAUUUACCCACAAUGAAAAAGCAAAAAGUUAGAAGAUUGGAUGACGACGAAGAGGAAAACGAGGAUUAUCUCGUCCGACCAAUCAUUCGCAAUCAGACAAACUUUCAACGAACAUUCAACAAAUUCGGUGGACAUUCAAAUCCAAUUAUUCGACGUGUCAGUAGCACAACAUUCAAAUCGAAACCAAAGCUGGCCAAAUCAAGAAGUACAACAACAACAGCGCGGAAUAAUCAUAAAAUCACGACAUUUUUUGAUUUAAAUUAA
Messenger RNA from Adineta ricciae, 1392 nucleotides. The record is from the annotation of a GenBank genome assembly. NCBI's taxonomy places the organism in Eukaryota, Metazoa, Rotifera, Eurotatoria, Adinetida, Adinetidae.